This is a messenger RNA of Lymnaea stagnalis (great pond snail), 9488 nucleotides long. NCBI's taxonomy places the organism in Eukaryota, Metazoa, Mollusca, Gastropoda, Lymnaeidae. The record is from the annotation of a GenBank genome assembly.
AUGGCAAGUCUCGGCAAGGGGAAACCCAAAGCUAAAACUAAAUAGAACAGCCUCAUAUUUUCAAUAAUAUCGACUAGAAAUAAUACAUAAUGUUUCGAUGUGGUGAUAAGCGGUGUUAACAGUUAAAUUUAAUGCAUAUGACUGACGUUUCUGUUUAAAAAUGUGAUUAUAUAAACCGUCGUUUUAUUUCAUUAACAUACAUUGUAUUUCAGAUUAGUUCAACCUGAAGACGCCUUCCGCCAUGAACAGGAAAUUAUGCAAAUGACAUUCGAGACUUUACUACGUGAUUUUAUUAUUCUGCAUAUAUUAUCAUAAAAAAAUUAUAGUAUACAUUUAUAAAUUAUUCUUCAUUUAUAUUAUUUAUGUUAAGAAUAAAAAAACUUAAAAAAUAAAAAUAUUUUUAAAAUUCCUUUUCUUGAACUUUGACCCCAGGUUACAGGUUGACCUUAAAGUUUAAGGUUGUCUACAAAGGGAAAUACGUAAAAAACAAAAUGUUGUCAACAACCUCUAAUGUUUUGAAAAGGUACAUUUAUGGAAUAUGCAUUUUUAAAUAUUUUGUUUAAAUUGAUGAAGCUCAUAAGGCAUAAUCAGAUAGUACCCUUACAUUUAUGUCUGAACUAGAUACUGCAUAAAAUGCCCGUGCUAGUAGUAACUAGUACUACUACUUGAGUAGUAGUUAGUAGUACGUACUAGUACUAGUACUAGUAAUAAGAAAACCAGUUAAUAACUGCCAUGUCCCAUGUUUUAUAUCAAUCAGUAUCAGUCACAAUUAUGCCAAUAUUGAAUACUAAUAAAUUAUAAUGAUAAUAAUACUUAUUAAGUUAUACUGACAAAUACUCACCAUUGGUAGGUAAUUUCACCGAAAUUGUAUAAUAUUGUCAAUAUUAAUAAUAAUAUUAUUAUUAUUGUCAUUAUUGAAUUUAUUGUCUUGACUGAGCCAUUCAUUAAUGAUAAAUUUAAUCAUUAAGUAUGAUAAAGUCAUAAAUUAUUUAUUUAAAUGAACGACCAUUCUCUUCUCAGUCCUAAUCGACCAUUCUCUUCUCAGUCCUAAUCAGCAGUCAGCCUAUAGACCUUGCCUUUUCAAAGCACAGAGACAGCUCUCGAGAGAGUCAGCAGUGACCUCUUGCUGGCAUUGGAGAGCGGUAAUGUCUCCAUCCUGAUCCUCUUAGAUCUCAGUGCCACCUUCGAUACCUUUGACCAUCAAACCCUUUUCAAAACCAUUGAACUUGAAAGUAACUUUGGAAUUUAUGGUUCAGUUUUGGCUUGGUUUCAGUCUUACCUCUCCGAUAGAAUGCAAAUGCUGGCGGUCGCUGUUGUUGGCUGUCUCUCCGGUAGUGCUGACUUGGCUUGUGAAGUGCCACAGGGGUCCUUUUUGGGCCCGGUCCUAUUCACAAUGUAUACCAGGCCACUGCUCGGAAGGCAUGCAGUUGAGAGCCAGUCAUUCACAGAUGACAUGCAGCUAUACAACCACACCCAUCCCUCUCUUGUCAGCUCCGCUAUCCACACCUUGCAGGAGUGCAUUGGUGAUGUCAAGUCAUGGAUGACUCUCAGCAAGUUGAAGCUGAACGAUGACAAAAUAGACAGAAUAAAAUUCCUCUUUCACAAUCAUGAAUCAUCCUCUACCUCAGCUCUCCCCAUCUCGUUUCAUGUAGGUAGCUCCAACAUACAGUUCACAUCCUCUACUUUCUUGAUGGGUACAUUCUUGAUGACAACAUGUCUCUCAAUAAUCAUAUUUCUCACAUCUGUUGCUCUAAUUACACUGCUAUUUGUCAGAUCAGCUCCAUCCGCCACUACCUCACAGUUAGCGCAACAAAAACACUAGUCUGUGCUCUUGUUCUCUCUCGUUUGACUAUUGCAACCCUCUUCAGUCAGGUUCACCAAAACACUUCAUAGAAAAAUUUCAAAAAGUUCAAAACUCAGAUGCUAGAUUAGUUCUUAAGGCAAAGAAACAUGAUCACAUCACUCCACUACUUCACUCACUUUAUUGGCUCACUUUACAGGCAUGCAUUGAUUGCAAGCUGUCUGUUCUGUCACAACUUUUUCUCUGGUUCCUGCCCUUCCUAUCUUACUGAACAUCUUUCUGUCUAUUCACCCCUUCGACAGCUUCAUUCCUCUGCAGACACGCAUAUUCUUUCUGUUCCCUAGACACACAUUAAAACAUUUGGUGAGCGAUCUUUCUCUUUCUGUGCCCCCAAAUAAUGGAGUUCUCUCCCAUUACACAUCCGCAAUAUACCGACCAUCCAAGCCUUCAAAACUGCACUCAAGACACAUCUCUUCAAACUCUACUAUUCGGACUCAUUCUCACCUGCCUCUGACUGAUAAAGAAUGCUCAAUGCUACUGGGUGCCAUCCAUGGCUAGACAGGGGUAAAUAGUACCUGGGUGAGCAAGGUCAAUAAUUUUAAAAAGCUGUUUUUACAUGAAUAAUUUUUUAUGUAACUGUUUUUAAUGUCAUGAUUCUUUUUUUCUUUUUUGCUAAUUUUUAUGUUAACCGUGGUGAACCUAGCCCUAGGCUGGGGUACAGCACUAUAUAAGACCACUUUAAUAAUAAUAAUAGUAAUAGUAAAUACUUAAUAAAUCUAUGUAGUUUUUGAGUAUCAUGUUUAUUUUUGCAAAUUUUUAUGUGAAGCGCUGUGAGCUCAUCCCCAGGCUGGGGUACUGUGCUAUAUAAGACCACUGUCUUAAUUAUUAUUAAAUACUACUGUUAUAGCACUACUAGGAUCUAGUGGUCAGCAGCCUUGAAGAAAUCUUCACAGAUUUGAAGAUCCCCCUAUCUGCAUCGACCAGAUCAUAGAAGCAUUUUUACCCCAGGGGUGGCGUGGUAGAUCAUAGUGAUCCGAAGUAGGAAAUCCACCCAUUACCAUGUAAAAUCUAAAUUAAAGGAAGCUAUUCCUCUGUCGUUUCCUGGCAUAGCCUGAUGGUUCUCCCACUCCGGUCUAAGCCUAUACUAAUAAAAUACUAUACUGAUACUAUUAAUUACUAUUUUAAGCACUUUUAUAAUUAAUAGCCAUCCAUAAAUAGGAUAAUAAUAACUGUACCUAGACCUAUAUUCUAUGUGUAACAUGUAGCCUAUGCUCAAUUUUAGUAAUAUCAUUCUCCCAAAUGAGUAUUAGUAAUGACACUAAUGAGAGAAUAAUUAUUAUUAUUAUUGCUAUUACUAUUAUUAUUAUUAAACUAUUAUUGAUUCAAUUCAGUACAACCGAUAAAAUAUGCAGGCCCAGACUCACAAACAUUAUUAACCUAAUUUGAUAUAUAUAAUUAUUUUUGUUAAUCAAGGGACUGACUAAACAAAUCCGAAAUUCACCGGACUACAUUAAACAAACUAAAAUUAAUAAAAACUCUUUAAUUUUCUCAUUCACUAAAUGAUUCCACUGUGAAAAAAAAAUCAUUCAUUGUUUAGUGUAGAUAUGUCCAGCUGUCAGAGUGUCACAUACAUACAGGCCUACAUUGAAAUUUCCACUUGGUUCAAAUAUUUGUUUUCUCCAAGUCCAAAAGUUCUUUUUAAGUGGGUCUGAUUUAUCUGAACAAAAUAUAGAGUUAUCCAUAAAAAAAAAAAAGACUUCAUCUGGGGGAGGAGGCAUUGCUUGUCAACCUGUGGGAUCAAAAAAAUGCAAAAGGUUUUUAAAAAACAGUUCAACACUAUGAAAAAAUGUACAGAAAAAAUAAAAAGUCGGAAAAGGUAUAUUUUAUCACCUUUUUAUCAAUGUUUAAAAUCAUGAAUAAAAAUGAAUAGUCUCCACUUCACUGCGCACACAUUUAAGCUUGUUUACUUCAAUCAUAAAUGGAAAUAUUCCAUCUACUAAAUGAAAAUAGCUUGUUAGAAGUUCUAUUUUUUUUCAAAUUCUCAGGGUAUUUUUAACACUGAUCAAUUGCACUUUUAUUAAAAUGGACAGAUGCUGAAUUUGAAAUCAAUUCCUGUAUAAAAUUAACGAAGUAAAAGAAAGUUAGUGUCUCUCUUGACAAAGUUGUUGAGUUUAUCUUCAAUGACUAAUCCUGAGGGAUUAAGCCAUGCUGUUGUAAUAAAUAGGAAUAAUGAAUAAUGUUAGUCAUUGAUUGAUACUAAUAUUAAAUAUCUUUAAUUAUCUAAUACUAAUAUAAAUUAAAAGCACACUUAAUUAAUACUACAGUUAAGAAUUAAACAAAUGUAUUUGUAACGACAGUUUUCUACUCAAAGUAAUUAGUACCAUACUACGAUUAGGUAUUAAUAAUGAAUGAUAUCAAUGAAACUUCGCUGUUUCUAAAUUUAGAUGACCCACCAAUCUUCAAUUUGGUCAUUUUGAAUGGACAUUUGGGAUUUAAGCUUCUUUUUGUCCAACAUUAAAUUUAUUGCACCACCAGUUUUGAAAAUGUGUCUUGUGCAAAAAUACUAGUCUAAAUCCAGUGAAAAACUGUAGAAAAGCCAGUGCAGCCCUACAACUUGACAUAGUAUAAAAACUGUGCUAUGUGCAGAUAAGCCAUAGAUCUACCGGUUGGCAUGCUUUAUGGGAGAAAAAAAAAGGAGUGGAGGGGAUUUUGUGGGUCAUCAUUUAUGAUGAGAGUUUCUAUAUUUCUUUGCUUAUUUGGGAUGGUUGAAUAUAUGUAGCUCUAUAUCAGUAAUACUCCUUUAAUACAAACUAAAAGGAGAAAUGAAUUUAACUGUCCUUAUUUUAUUUGAUGGGAAAGGCCAACUAAAUCUGCAAUGUCAUGAACCUAUAUUAUUGAAGUAAAAAUUGUUCAGCCAAGUCAUUAAGUUGAUUAAGCUAAGGUUGUAGCUUUUAGUUUCUUUUUUUUUUUUUCCAUUACAGAUGUCUUGGAGGGUCAGUGAUUCGUCUAAAGCACACUCUCCCAGAUUUAAAAUAUGACUUUAAUGCCUUGGAGCCCUACAUCUCUGCUGACAUUAUGAAACUUCAUUAUGAAAAGCACCAUCAAACAUAUAUCAAUAAUCUCAAUGUUACUGAAGAAAAGCUGUCUGAAGCUGUUUCGAAAAGUAAGUGAUUCAUUUUUAGGUUUUAUUCAUUUUUGUUGUGUGCAGAAAUUUAAAAGACACUCAAAACAUCUGGAAUGUCAUUAUGAAAAACACUACCAAACUUGGCAAAGGAUAACGCUGAUGUCACAGUAUAAAAAUGGUUCCCAAAGUUGCACCGCGUCACCCAGUGGAGACCAUGAUGAAAGGGGUCAUCUUCCCUGGUGCCAACACCAAAGACUUCCCAGGAAAUUUCACAAUCCCAUGUAUUCCCAUGAAUCCUGGGUACACACUUUUACAAUACAAUUUUUCUGGUGUUUUUUUUAAAUUUCAGCAAGUCACAGAUUGUCACAAAUUGUCACUACACUGCAAUACCUGUAAAAUAUAGUUAUCUGCUCUGAAUUACUAAGCUCGGUAACUCUAGUUCACAGAUUCUCAAGUGUUUUCAAGUCACGAUUACAUUUAUAUAGAAGCAAAGUGACCCAUACCACGAUAUAUUGGAGAAAAAGGGCUUUAAAUAUGUUAAACUCUUGAAAAGAAAAUUAUUAAAACUUAAUUAUCCAGUAGGCCUAUAAUGUAACUUAAGACAUAUUUAAUGCCAUGAUAUAACUUAUAACUCAAAUGUUAAGACACUGAUAAAAAAAAACUAUUUAAAAAUCACUACUUUUGUAAGUCUAUUGUUUCAGCCGACAACCCCACAUAAAGCCCUUCACAACCCCUUUGAGGUCACCUCCCAUACGUUGGAAACUUGUGCUUUAGUACCUUGAUUAUCCCAAGAUUUUCAUGUGUCAAACUACCUUUAUAUUAUAUUGUGUUUUGUUUUUUUUUUCUAAAAUUAACGUAUUAAGACAUACAUUUAUAGAGACAUUUAUUAACAUUUCUAAUUGAUUUUUGUCAAAAGGAACCCUUUGUUACAAAUUGUUAGAAACAUUUGUUUGUAAAUGUUUAGAGACAGAUCGAAACUUAGAACUAGCAACCUUUAAAGAAUGCAAAACUCAGAAAGUGUUAUGGAUUUUUUCUACAGGAAAUUAUAUCCAACUUUAGCUUAAUAAGUCUGUUAUUAGAUAUUUAUCCAUUACAAGAGAUAAGCCAUGGAAAAAGAAGCAACUAGUAACAAGUGACCAAGCUGUCAACUAACCUUAAGACUGUUUUCUUAUUCAUUAAUAGACAAUUACAAUUUAACAACUAGUGACAUCAGCUCCUUUAUUUUAAUUUAUUUAAUAAUAUAUUUUUAAUUUUAUUAAUUUUAUCCCCUGAUUUACCUGAUAAGCAAAACCCCCGGAAAAUGAGAAACCCUAGCAGCCAGUUCACUUUUGAAAACACAGGGCAAUAUUAUGACAAUAAUUCCUACAAAACAUUGGAUGAGAAUUAAAGCAUUAGAGAUGUAUAAAUGGGAUAUUUAUGGACUGUCAUGAUGUCAGGAAAAUUAUUGCAGAAUUGUGAAAAAUUGGAUGUACUUUCUGCCAUGACACCCACCCCCCAACCGACCAUAAGUACAUGUAUGCAAAAUCUCCAAAAUUGACAUCAUCUCACCCUUCACUUCAUACAUACUAUAAUUAUGGCCCCUUAUCAAUAAUCUCAAUAAAUAAAUAUAGGAUUUAAAAUGGCUGAAACUGUAAAAAUAUAAUAAGCUACUGCAUCUAAUAUCAAUAAGUAAAUUUUAACAUAUUUUUUUCCUUUGUUACCUUAUGAAAUAUGUUUCUCAUGCUUACUGCAAUGAAACAUUUUAAUUUUUUUUUAACUUGGCCUUUGAAAAUAAGGGGUAAUAAGGGGAGAGACUGCAAUCAGGUUAGUACAAAAUAAAAUGAGUAAAACAGAGUAUGGUUAAACCUGAAAAAUUAAACGCAACAAAACAGCGAACGUGGCGGCAGAAAGCACACUUCUAUUGCUGCCCACAGAUACUACUUACCAGCUAAGUGCUAUUUCUUAUUUUUAUAACGUUUUUUCUGUUGUUUUGUUCGCUGACGAAGGCUUUCUGCCGCCACGUUCGCUGUUUUGUUGCGUUUAAUUUUUCAGGUUUAACCAUACUCUGUUUUACUCAUUUUACUUUGAAAAUAAGUUUUACUGAAAAAAUCACCUGUUAAUUUCUUUACUUUAUCGCUUUGAAAAUGCAUGUCAAAUUCCAUAACUAAGUUAUAAAAGAAAAAGAAUCCAAAAUAAAUGUGUGUGAAAAACUGUACUUCAUGUGCAAAAGGAUUGAUGGUGAGUGCGCAAUUGAAUUAAACCUCUGUAAAAUCAGUAUAAGGCUCUUUGGUUUUCAUUUACUGCCUAAUAAUUAACUUUAUUUCUUUCAGAGGACAUUACCACCAUUAUCAACCUCCAACCUGCACUGAGGUUCAAUGGUGGUGGUCACAUUAACCACAGCAUAUUCUGGCAGAACCUGAGCCCCAAAGGGGGCGGCGAGCCAACCGGUGAUCUCUUGCAGCAAAUUAAAGAAGACUUCAACACAUUUGAUCAAAUGAAGAAAGAACUGGUUGCCGCUUCUGUUGCAGUUCAGGGUUCAGGGUGGGGAUGGUUGGGCUACAGUCCUGUCAAUGGACGACUUCGCAUUGCUACCUGUUCCAAUCAGGACCCAUUGGAAGCCACUACAGGUAAUAUGGUUUUCAAAAUCUUUGAAAAUCCAAUCCAUGGUUUUUUUUUUAUUAAUAAUAAUUUUAGUGCAAAUGUCAUAAGGAUUUCUUCAAUUUUUUUAAAAAUUAUUUCAAUAAAUGUAAUUGCUGCAUACUUUAAAAUUGGACCUGCCAAAUUGUACAGAUUAAUCAUGCAUAAUUUUAAUUUUUUUUUUUUAAAUGUGAAUUAAACAGCACCAACCAAUCAGUGUGAAGACUUGUCCAGUGAGCUCUGUCUAAAUAUAAGUAACCUUUGCUGGUGUGUUGUAAUAGGAAAAAAUAGCCAUAAUGAACACAUCGGUUGCACCAUUGGGGUCUCUUCUAUUGAAGUGAAAAGAGAUGGCACUUGCUUGACUUGGAAAAUGUUUUCUAGGUGUUCACUGAAACUAUCAGCAAGUUGCCGUCCAGUCUCUCCUACAUAGCACUUUAAGCAGAAUCCAUCUCUUAUUUGAAAACAAAAGUUAGGAAUGUCAAUUUUUUGGGUUUGAAUGGUGUAAGAACAGGUGUGACCUCAUGGUUUAGUUCCAAAAUUAAAUAGAAUUUGAAUAGUGCAAAAAUUACUAUAGACUGUAUGUAUUGUUACGUAUGUUACAAUCUCCUUUACUUUUACCAACUUUUUACCUAUGAUUGUUAUACACCCCUGAUAUUAUUGUACACCUAUGGAUAUUUUUCCAGCGGCAAUACUGUUCCAUUAAUAGUUUACCUGAAGGGUAUAAUCCAGAAUUAUAAUUUAUGCACAUUGAAAGCCUUGUCGACCAACUAUCCUUCACAUAAGAAGUGAAGUAUAGCUCAUGUUCUUGAGGGUCUCGUGAAAUAGCUCACAAGUAUCGGCGUUAUUUAUUUCCCGGCUAAAUUGAUUUCACUCAUUUUUGGAAGAUACCAUUAUGAUCCUCAUGGGGAGCAAAAGUGUCAACAGUCGAAUUAGUUUCCACCAAUACUUAAAUGGCGUUCUUAUCACAUGAUACAAUUAUGGCCCUCUCCCCCCCUCCUCUUUUUGUCUUCAAGUGAUUGUCUACUGACCCUUCUCUAUAUAACCUAAUGUUUGUGGAUCAGGUCACAGAGGGAUGUUGUACCCACUUGCCACUGUGUGUACCCACUUCCCACUGUGUGUACCCACUUUCCACUGUGUGUACCCACUUCCCACUGUGUGUACCCACUUUCCACUGUGUGUACCCACUUCCCACUGUGUGUACCUUUUGUUGUGUGUUUAGUUCAGUUAUUCUUAAACCCAAUGUUUGUAUUAAUCUCCCUUUGCACUUAAGAACUAUUCAUAAAUUUUAUUGUGGUGAUUCAUAUUUUCUGACAUAGGAAUUGUGAUUUGUGCUCUUUGAACUCAGAAUUAUGGAUUAUCUUAGCAUGACUGGUGUUCUCAUCUUCAUAUAUCUUGUAAAGGUAAUUUUCUUAUGCAGGUUAUUGUAAAACAACAUAACCCACGGUUUUUUUUCCUCCAUAUAUCACCUAACAUAAAAUUGCCCAAUUUUUUUUUUUUCCUUUACAGGAUUGAUCCCUCUUUUUGGUAUUGAUGUGUGGGAACAUGCUUACUACCUCCAGUACAAGAACGUGAGAGCCGAUUACGUCAAUGCUAUCUUUAACAUUGCAAACUGGAGUGAUGUCUCUGAAAGAUUAGCCAAGGCACGAUUGCGCUGAAGCCAGAAGUGAUAUUAAAUUUUAUAAUGUUAAUUGGCUUGGUGAAUCUCACUGGCAGAAAACAGAUUUCGUCUGAAUGUUUUCUAACAUUUAUUGGUACAAUUAUUAGAAUUACAAUGUAAGCAGAACUCAGCUGUGUUAAGUUUAGUUUUUGAAGAUUAACUGAAUACAUUUUUUAGUUCGUUUGUCUUUGCAGUUUUGUUUUUUGAACAUUAUAUAGCCUAAGUAUGUGAUUAUAGUAAUUGUGUUUUCAUUGUGCUGAAAUUCAAGAAUUAAACUUUUUAAGCCAAAA